CGCUCUAACCACUAGGCUACCUGCCGCCCCAUGCAUGAAAUAAUCCCAUACCUACUGUAAAAUAUGGUGGAGGAUCUUUGAGGUUAUAGGGAAAUUUUGCUUCCACUGGUCCUUGAGCUUUCGGGAAAGUAAAAAAAUCUGUCCUACUUGUCCGAAGGACUAAUGUCAAUUCCUGCUGAGUCAGUGUCUCUGUUACACUGACACCAUGGUUGUGUCCCAAAUGGCACCAUAUUUCCUAUUUAGUGCACUACUUUUGAUCAGAGCCCAUAGACCCAUAACUACUAUGGGGCCUGGUAGAGCACUAUAUAGGGAAUAGGCUGACAUUUGAGCCCGUAUGACUGGAACAGAGCUGUCAGAACAGCGCAGUCAAAACAGCAUCACCCCAAGGCUGUCAGAACAGAGCAGUCAGAACAGCAUCACCCCAAGGCUGUCAGAACAGAGCAGUCAGAACAGCAUCACCCCAGGGCUGUCAGAACAGAGCAGUCAGAACAGCAUCACCCCAGGGCUGUCAGAACAGAGCAGUCAGAACAGCAUCACCCCAGGGCUGUCAGAACAGAGCAGUCAGAACAGCAUCACCCCAGGGCUGUCAGAACAGAGCGGUCAGAACAGCAUCACCCCAAGGCUGUCAGAACAGAGCGGUCAGAACAGCAUCACCCCAAGGCUGUCAGAACAGAGCAGUCAGAACAGCAUCACCCCAGGGCUGUCAGAACAGAGCAGUCAGAACAGCAUCACCCCAGGGCUGUCAGAACAGAGCAGUCAGAACAGUAUCACCCCAGGGCUGUCAGAACAGAGCAGUCAGAACAGUAUCACCCCAGGGCUGUCAGAACAGAGCAGUCAGAACAGUAUCACCCCAGGGCUGUCAGAACAGAGCAGUCAGAACAGUAUCACCCCAGGGCUGUCAGAACAGAGCAGUCAGAACAGCAUCACCCCAGGGCUGUCAGAACAGAGCAGUCAGAACAGUAUCACCCCAGGGCUGUCAGAACAGAGCAGUCAGAACAGUAUCACCCCAGGGCUGUCAGAACAGAGCAGUCAGAACAGUAUCACCCCAGGGCUGUCAGAACAGAGCAGUCAGAACAGUAUCACCCCAGGGCUGAACUGACUGUGGGCCUUUCAACAUCAACAUGUCAGGAAAACACAGCAGACGUUUUGUUUUUUCAUAACAAAGAUACAAACAUUAAUACAAAUGUGGUCUCUAAUUAGUUUAAAUUGGCUUGCUGAUUAUAACUGGUUUCUCUUUACUAGGCUACAACUACAAUCAGGUUUUUAUGAUCAACGUACUGUACAGUAUCACAAUGAAGUUUGCUUUGAGUAUAAAAAAGGCUAGAAAAAUACAGCAACUUUCAGUAUAAACAUAUCAUGUGAAAAAUUU
Messenger RNA from Salvelinus namaycush (lake trout), 1369 nucleotides. RefSeq lists its product as uncharacterized. The transcript is spliced from 2 exons. Lineage: Eukaryota; Metazoa; Chordata; Actinopteri; Salmoniformes; Salmonidae. Bases 335 to 1099 code for a protein of 254 amino acids. The record is from RefSeq and is a predicted model, not a curated record.